This is a messenger RNA of Acanthoscelides obtectus, 201 nucleotides long. NCBI's taxonomy places the organism in Eukaryota, Metazoa, Arthropoda, Insecta, Coleoptera, Chrysomelidae. The record is from the annotation of a GenBank genome assembly.
AUGAAGCAUGUGAGUGCUACCGGUCAACGUAAACAUCGAGUCGCUUCGGGAGCAGACGCGCGGAGUGGUAGCAGGAAAGGGGCGUGGCUGUACUACCCAGCCGUACCGUAUCGCCACAGCGAGGUACAGCACUCGCACGCUUCAGUCUCUCGGCAACAGUCGGCGCAGCGCAAUGUCGACGCGUUCACAGCUCCGUACUGA